Molecule: messenger RNA, 684 nt
Organism: Camellia sinensis
Lineage: Eukaryota; Viridiplantae; Streptophyta; Magnoliopsida; Ericales; Theaceae
Source: RefSeq, a predicted model, not a curated record
UUAGAUUUAAUAUUCAUUAUGCAUCAACUGAUGCACAUUUGUAUUUCUUGUGCAGAUUUGAAGAGCAUUAUUGAACUGGCUCAGAAUGAGGAGGUGGAAUCAAUUGUGUUGAAGAGAUAUGGGAGGGAGGCUUAUAGGAUAUUCAGGUUACUCUCAAAGGCUGGUCAUUUAGUUGAGACUGAUAAGAUUUCAAACACCACUUUUGUCGCAAAGAAAGAUACAGCAAAGAUCCUAUAUCAACUGUGGAAAGAUGAUUAUUUGCAUAUGGAGAAAAUAGUCACAUACGGAAGUAAACAGUCACAGUUCUUGUUGUGGAAUGUUAAUAAGCAUACUCUUUGGGAUAAUGUUUUAAAUGAGAUGUACCACACUGCCUUAAAUCUGAGAAUACGAAUCGCUCACGAACAAGAACAAGAAAAAGAGGUUCGUAAAAUGCAGACAGCUACUCGUACUCUCAAUCCUUUUACUUUGACCUUACUCUAUCUGUACUUUGACCUUAUUCUUGUGUUUAUUGUUACUUGUUCCCUGUCAUUUUAUUUUGUGAAAAGUGGAAUUUUCAACUGCCUACAACUGAAAAGAGUUAUCAAAUUGAAGGGUUAGGUGCUAUUGGUUGUUUAAACCAUCUUUUUAAUUACUAAACUAUAUUGAUGGGGUGGGUGCUAGAUAGGAGCCUGCUGAGAAAAUAUA